ACUUUAGUUCUGGCAACCCAAUUAGGUGAAUGAAGGAAUUUUUAAGAAAUAGAAAGAAGUCGCUAAUUUAUGCGAGACAGCGUCUUUAUUUUGAGAUUCAAUUGCUUAACUUUUUGUGAUAGUUUCGAAAUAAUACGCGGUGCCCUUGUACAACAAUCUAAGUUGGUCUGCAGGGGCCAAAUUUGAAAAUAAUUAGUGUAACCAAGUGAUCGUAGUUAAAUAAAUUUCGGAAAUGGGUGAUCAACAAUUCUUCCUCAAAUGGAACGACUUCCAGACAAAUAUGGUGACAUCUUUUAGGCAUUUGAGGGAUGAGAAAAGCUUCACAGACGUGACGCUAGCAUGUGAGGGCCAAACGUGUAAGGCCCAUAAAAUGGUCCUCUCUGCGUGUAGUCCCUACUUCAAAAGCUUAUUAGAGGAAAAUCCAUCAAAGCACCCUAUAAUAAUCCUGAAGGAUGUGUCGUACCUGCACCUGCAAGCUAUCCUGGAGUUCAUGUACGCGGGCGAGGUGAACGUGUCUCAGGAGCAGCUGCCCGCAUUCCUCAAGACGGCCGCAAGGCUUAAGGUGAAGGGCCUAGCCGAGCCCCCACCGCAGAUGCCCAGCAUCAAGCGAGAAGGCUAGCCGUCAGUGCCAGUGCAAAGACUAUAGUGAACAUAUGUAUGAGCUACACCUUGUAACAUUACUCACCAUAGAUGUAUGCAUUCUGUCUCAUAAAUACCAACAAUAUACAUUAUGCCUGAUGUAUUAAAACCAGCAACAAUUUACACCACAUCUGAUAUAUUACUAGGAAUCUACAAUCUAUCAUGAGGAAUCUAAAGUUCAGUGAAAAGCUGUUUUUGACAAAAAUUUGACUACAGUCGUAUGGCUAAUUUGUAAGCGAAAUUCUACCGGUAUGUAGCACCACACAAAUGUUUCUUCUGAUCUACUUGCAUUAGCGAUAUUUCAACGUUUUUAAAAUAACCGUGAAAUUGCAAUAUUUUUGCGCCAACUGUUUUGGUGGAAUCUCAACAUUAGAUUCACUGACAUACACAGAGAUCACAAGAUUUAUUUUACCAACUAUAACUAUUGUUCCACAAUCAAAAUAAACAUCAAUUCUAUGGAAUUGUGAUGUGUCUUAAAUUCCAUAGUUGUAGCUUUUGUGUUGGGUAUUCACAUACACAUUGUUUUGUAUUGAAAUAUUUGCCGAAUUUGAGACAGUUCUCAAUUGCAGCAUCUAUCAUAUCAAAGAUAAAAUCAAUAGGGUAGUUUCCUAAAAAAUAAUAAUUAGUCCGUCUUGUAGAUUGUCCAAAAUUAAGCGAUACGUAUUUUUUCUUUUUUAAAUUGGAUCAGAACUUGUUAAGAUAUAGCGUGUUAAAGUUGAGUGUGACGUCACAAGUUGCUACAAUUUUCAGGACACUGUGACGUAAAAGGCCCCCACUCCUAAUUUUUGAAGUGUAUUAUCUUUGUCAUUUUAUGUUUAAUUAAAAAAAGAAAAAAUACGUAUCCAAUAUUUUUUGAUUAUCUAAAAAGCGGACUAAAUAUUAUUUCAUUAUUUCGACCCUGGAAACUACCCUAUUCUGUGUAAUGUAAUAUAUACUUGUUGGCCAGUAUCUCGAGAAAUCUCUGUUACUUAGACAAGACUUCAAGACUAUUUCUAAUAAAUAUUUUCAUUAAAACCUUGAGAGAUGUGCCUUAAUCAAUUUUAUCAGUCUGUGCCUUUUUGUCUUCAAUUUAAAUAAAAAAAUGCUAUUUCUAUACAGCAAUGUUUAUGUGAAUACAAAAAUCUUGAGACAGAAUGAAUAACAUCUAUAUAUUUGAAUAACAAAAUAUCCCAUAACUACUUUAUUUUCAAGUGCCAGUGUUGUCACAAAAAAAUAUCAGGAAAAUACCAUUUUAGUAAUAAUUCCGAAUGACGAAUUUCUCAAAAUUGACUCAUUUGGCCGGCAUAAGCCAGCGUUGAGAUAUCGCUCGACUCAUAUAAAAUAGGUUUAUCAUAGUAGUAAUAAAAGGGCGUUGUUCAAACGUUGGUAAUUGUCACCAAAUGUUGGAGAUUGGUCACCAACAAUUUCUACCGUUAUUUUUUUGACCGCUGACAACAUUGGUCAUAACAAUCAAUUCAACCUCCUUUUCUCUUUUUAAAAAAGGAAUGUGUUAAGCAUUGCUUUUUAAUCACACUGAAUCUGGCAGAGGCCAGGAUCUCAUCUGAUUUGGGUGUUUUUUUUUUUAUAUUUGUUUAUGGUAUAAGUAUGAAAGAGUCCGGUAAUAGUGUUCGCAACAAUGUGUUUCAUGACUUUAAAUUAGUGCUUUGGCAAAUCGUGUUUCGUUUUCGCUCACAAGCACUUUUAACACGCAAAAAAAUAUACUUUUAAAGAAAACUUAUAUCAGUCUCGAAUUUGUAGAACUAAUUUUCACGAUUUUAUACUUUAAGUACCACGAAAUAAGGUUGAAUACGACUUGCCACUGCACUCUACAUAGUUAGUGCCCACACAUUGGUACGACCGUGUCGACAUAUUCUUGGCUCCGCUCCUGCCUUGCUCCGUGAGUUACCUAACGACCAAAGUAAAUUAGUAUAUAAUAACACCACAAUCCUUCACUUAACGUCCAACGGGGGAUGGGAAUGUGCUCUGAAAGGUGGAAAUAAAUACGAUUCGUUUCAAUGAACUUAAUUACCAAAAAAUAAUUAAUUAAUAUCAUAUUCCAAUUUUCAAAAACCUGUUCUAGCAGUUACUAGCUUCCUCCCUCGGUUUCACCCGCGUUUCGAGGAAAAUAUUUUCCAUACCCGGAUAAUAAGUCAAAUCGAUUAAGCCGUUUCUGAGUUAUAAUGUAACUCACACAACACUCUUUUCUUUUAUGUACCUUUUUCUACGUACACACAUAUAAUUCUGUAUGUGUCUUAUGGACACACUCAGAGACAUUUAAUGGUUACUCAAGCCGUUCCUUGGUGCAGAAUUUCUAUGAGAAUCUGUCACUGAGGAGUGACUUAAGUAAUCAUUAAAUGCCUCUGAGUGCGGGGGUAAGUAAUUAUUUUUGUGCCUAUUCACUACAACAUUAAAACCGUUUGUAAACUGAGCGCAUUCCCAUAGCUACCCGUUAGACGAUCAUGAACUAAGAAUGAGACCACGCGGCCGUACCAAUGCCUUAGUCUAUCCACUCCACCAACGGUUGCCUUACAGUUGAAUAGUGACUGCAAUACAGGGUGUUCUGUCAACGUCAUGCUAAAAAACAACAGUAAAAUUUUAUAGGACAGGUUUUCUGAGUCAGAAAUAUCUAUGUUACCUUGGUAAGUUGUAAGUUUUUUCUUUUCUAUCAAUUAUAAAAUUAGAAUAUAUGUGUUAUUCUGGUAAAUAGGCUUCAUUGCCAUCAAUAUCCAUCCAGUAAUUAUUGACUGCAAAAGGAACAAACAUCUAUACAUAUAAAAUUUUGCGUUCAUAAUAUUAAUGGGAAGUAGGAUUAUCCAAAAACUACUACAAUUAAGUAUGUAACAAAACGACUUAUCCAAUUAACAAAAAGAUUCUGACGAAUUGAUAACCUACCUCUUUUUUUGAAGUCAGUCAAACAUCAGAUUGGUUAGAAGUUUGGAAGUCGAUAGACACCCUGUAUUGCUAUAUGUAUGUGUAACGACAAUGCUUCUAGAUAUUUAGGUGUUUGUUGAUUUCAUGUAUAAAAUACACCAUAAUUAUGAUCUUGUAAUGAGUUUGUUAUGUCGGGUUCAAGUAAAAAGGAUUUACAGUAUAACCACUUUUUGAUGCAGUUGUCAGUCCGUAGCAACGACAUUUUCUCUUGAAAACUGGCAGCUGUCAAAUGCACAAAAAUCGCAAUCCCCUAUAAAAAUAUUAUUAACAUAUGCAUUUUUUAAUUCUUGCUCUCACAAUUUUGACAAAAAUGGUAGAUUUUUUCAGUGUCAUAGACAUAAAAUUGUCUAUACCAUGUGACUUUCCUAACCCUGACAUAACGCGACUCAUAUUAAAUAAUCUAUUUGUAAUACAUUCGUAACAGUACUUUCCAAUUUUUUUUUUUAUAAAUAUGAUUGAUCCUUACUUCUAAUGUAUGUAUGAUGUAUUUCAGUAAAUUGGAAAUUAUGUAUGUUUUUUUUUAUGUAAAUGCAAUCCAUUGUUUGUCUAGUACAAAAAAUGAUUGAUAUCUGUAAAUUAUGACAAAAAAAAAACAAUUUGACAUUAAAAUAAAGAUGGCUAACUCACGUUAAAGGCAACGUUUGAUUAUAAAUUGGAUAAUGUUUCGAUAAUGUAUUAAGUUUUUCAGAAAGUCUUUUUAUAUUGUAUACAAACUUAAUAUGGAUUUCUUUCACGUUUCUUAGAUGAAAUAGGUGCAAUUAUUAUUUUUGCGGCUUUCUUAGAAAUAUUGUCAAUACAAGAUUAUAUGUUUAAUAAUAUUUCAAUAUAAAUUAAAGUUGCCAGUAUAAAAAUAUUAUAAAAAGAAAUAAUUAUAGAGAACCCCGAAAAAUCUGCAAUAUUUCUAAGAAAACCGUAUCAAUACUUAGUAUAAGUCAAGUUUUUUUUAUUACGAAUUCAGCACAGUUUUUAAGUUCGGUUAUUUUUUUAUAGUAGUAAUACUGACUUGGUUUACCCAUCGUUUUUGAAGUGCGACAGCAGUAAUAUUUCUUUUCUAAAGCUAGUUUUAUUUAUUACCUACUGCCGCGAAAAUGACUGCAUAAAUGUACCCAUUAUAUUCAGUCAGAAAUAAUUUCUAUUCUACUGCUUAUAGUUACUAUUUCUACUCUCCCCCCCACCUUGCCCCCCAGAAAAUAACCUGAAUAUUAAUCGUUAGCGAAUGUUGUAAAAAUGUAAAUCUGAUAUUUUUAGACGACAAAGUAAAUGGUAUGUGCUGAAUAAUCACGUGGUAACUAGUUGUAAUGAUUGAAAUUAUGAAAGAUUUGUAAUUUUAGAUAAUACAGAUUAAUUAAAAUAU
Messenger RNA from Helicoverpa armigera (cotton bollworm), 4903 nucleotides. RefSeq names its product longitudinals lacking protein-like. Lineage: Eukaryota; Metazoa; Arthropoda; Insecta; Lepidoptera; Noctuidae. The transcript has 5 exons. Gene Ontology annotation, biological process: regulation of transcription by RNA polymerase II. Gene Ontology annotation, molecular function: protein binding. Gene Ontology annotation, cellular component: nucleus. The record is from RefSeq and is a predicted model, not a curated record. The coding region runs from base 233 to 619 and encodes 128 amino acids.